Molecule: messenger RNA, 2775 nt
Organism: Polypterus senegalus (gray bichir)
Lineage: Eukaryota; Metazoa; Chordata; Cladistia; Polypteriformes; Polypteridae
Source: RefSeq, a predicted model, not a curated record
AUGCAAGGCGAUUGGAAUCCAGAAACGUGGGAUGGCAAUAUAUAUAACUCGGAUAGUGAUGACGACAUCUGGGAAGAUGAUGAAGGGGACGGAGAAGCGCUAAAGGAUAAUAAUGACACUCGUUCAAUUAUAGACGCGAGACCGGUCGUGCAAAAUAAAGCAAAAGGGCACCCUGGUGGACAGCACAGGGUAACACGAACCGUACGCGAUUUUACACAAUCAGAGUUUCUAGACCUCGGCAAACAAUAUAGACAGAAGCCAGGCGAGAACUUAAUGCAGUGGAUUUUACGUAUGUGGGAUGAAGGGGGUGAUAGUUGUCAAUUGACAGAUACAGAGAUCAAACAUUUAGGCUCUAUAACCACGAAUCCGAAGUUAAGAAAUGUUUUACGAGGGGGACAGCAUCAAGCGGUUGUAUCAAUAGUAGAAUGGGUUGUAAAUGCCGUGAAACACGCAUAUCCAGACGCGAGAGACGCGGAAGAUAUUGAUAGAUCGUGGCGUACAGCUUCUGAAGCAAUUCAGCAGCUGCGAGAAAUGGGUGUGCAGGCAGCUAUUUAUAAAGUUGCACCAGGAGGUGCGUUUACUGGCCCAGAUAAUGAAGCCUUCACUGCUGGCAUGCGAAACCGUUUAAUAAAAAAUGCACCGCAUCAUUUAAAAGGGGCUCUAUUAUCUAUGCUCGCCGGAGUUAAUCAACAGACAGUAUGGGAUGUGGCCGCAUUAUUGGGCCAGUUAGAUGAAUUGGGAGCAACGGUAUCGGCUGGGCAAAAACCAGUUAGAGCUAUAGCAGGGCAUACAAUACAAAGAGUAAGCCGUUCAAAAAUGGUGCGUGAUCUGAUAGAAGCAGGAAUAAAGAAAAUAGAAAUCGAUGGUAAACCAACAGGGGAAAUUUUUCAGAAAUGGCAAGCUAUGCGAAAGUCUAAAAAAGACGAAGGCAGGAUCCCUCCAACCGCACCGCCUAGUGAGGAGGAAACAAAAUACUCGAACAUAAACCAAACGCUUUUUAACUUUCGAAUGAGUGGCGUACACGCGUCCGACAUAUUGAGGAGACGGCAGGUCUCCUGCAGGCGGGGAGAUAUCCAGGCGAAACUAAUCACAGUACACUUAGCAAUAGGAAAGUCACCCUCUUUUAAGGCUAAGGUGCUUGUCUCAGAAUUGCCUGAAUAUAUACUGGGGAUAGAUAUUCUUACAGGAAAGGCAUUCCAAACAAAACGGGGAACAUUUUCUUUUGGGAUUCGUAAUGUCAUGUGUAGAAUAGUAAAAGCAAUAGUAAGAGGAAAGGCAAAAUGGACCCCUUUAGAAAUUCCAGUCCCUGACACACCUGUAAAUUUAAAACAGUAUCGUUUGCCAGGAGGAUUGCAAGAAAUAGGAGAAACAGUGGAAGAGUUAUUGCGGGUAGGAAUUAUUCGACCUGCAGUUAGCCCUUUCAAUUCUCCAGUGUGGCCAGUCAGAAAACCGGACGGUUCAUGGAGAAUGACAAUCGAUUACAGAGGUCUAAAUGCUAAAGCACCGCAAUUGACUGCUGCAGUUCCUGAUAUUGUGACCAUCAUAGAAGACAUCAUGGCUAAUGCAGGAGAGUGGCAUGCUGUCAUAGACCUGGCUAAUGCAUUUUUCUCUAUUCCAAUUGCAACCCACAGUCAAGAUCAGUUUGCAUUUACAUGGAAGGACAGACAGUACACCUUUCAAGUACUGCCACAGGGAUACCUACACAGCCCUACUUUGUGCCAUGGACUUGUAGCAAGAGAUCUGUCUACCUGCUCAGAUUUGGAAAAGGUACGAUGUUUCCAUUAUGUGGACGAUAUAAUGUUAACUGGGGAUGAAGCAUCAGUAACAAAGGCAUUGUCAGUUUUAAUAUCCCACAUGGAGAACAGAGGCUGGGCUAUCAAUAAAGACAAAAUCCAAGGACCCGCCAGAGAAGUUAAAUUCCUGGGUAUGAUGUGGUUUGGACCAGAAAAACGAGUGCCAAAAGUAAUAGACUCUUUGCAGAAAUUAAAGGCACCAACUAACAAAAAAGAAGCUCAAUCCUUUGUGGGAUUAAUGGGCUUUUGGAGAGCAUUUGUGCCACAUUUGGGACUAAUUUUAAGACCUAUACAUGAUGUUGUCAAGAAAAAGGCACAGUUUGAAUGGACAGAAAAACAACAAGCUGCUUUUGAGGCAGCUAGAGAAGCUUUAGUCCAACACCAAGGACUGGGGCCUUUACAAGCUAAUUUGCCUUUUGAACUGGAAGCCACAGAACAGAAUAAUAUUGCCACGUGGAGCCUUUGGCAAAAACAUAAUCAAAAACGUGUGCCCAUCGGCUUCUGGAGUCGACAACUGACAGGCUCACAGACUAAAUAUACACCACUUGAAAAACAGCUUCUAACAGCAUACUGGGCUCUUUUACACACUGAAAGACAGACAGGUCCUGCUCCGGUAACGCUACGCACUCACUUGCCCAUUGCCGGGUGGGUGAGAGAUAAUGGCCUGGGAGCGAGAGCAGGCGCUGCCCAAAAUCAGACUUUAUGCAAGUGGAAAUGGUAUUUACAAGCCAGAGCUCAUGCAGGCAAAGACACGAGUGCCUUGCAGGGCGCUAUGGCCGGAGCUGUGAUUUAUGAGGAUCCAGAGGACAUACCACCUGUUGUGCCUGUAAUAGAGUCGCCCUUUAAAGAAGCCCCAGCAUACAGUCAUUUGACACCAGCGCAACAGGAGAACAGCUGGUUCACAGACGGUCAGCAACUAUGGACGGAGGUAAAAGGCUUUGGAGAGCAGUGGCUUAUCAACCUCACACUGAGACCAUCCUGA